CUUUUGUAAUGCUAUUAUCAUGUCCACCGAAACCAUAACAAAACGCCUGCACAUAUCUGGUCUCACAACACCCGCCAUCACACCCGCUGACCUUGCAAAGCGACUCGGCGCCUUUGGAAGAGUAAUCUCGCUCGACGGCUUUGGAAAACUCGAUGCACUAGGCCAACCGAGGCCUUUCGGCUAUGCGACGAUCGAAGGUCACAAAACAGACUUGGCGAGGUGCGUAAAUGUGCUCAGUGGAACAGUAUGGAAAGGCGCCAAACUCCGUAUUGGAGAUGCAAAACCUGAUUUUCGUGAACGACUUGCCUCCGUUCCCUCUCCACCACACAAAAAACGGCGUGCAAAUUCCAAGGUAGGCACCCAUGCGCCUGAUAUGUCACUCGUCACGCCCGAGACAGCACAUACCCGAGGGGGAUGGAGAGUCACCGAGAUGGGACGUGUGGUGAGAAUCAUGCGGAUGAGGCCUGAAAAACCGUUGGAGCCGCCCCGGGUACUUACCAGUGCAGGGAACAAGUACGACAAGGAUGGGAAACUUGUGACCGGGAAACGCAAAAAACGCGUCAAACUUCCCCCCACGCGCACACGCCGUCGGACGAUCGAUCCAACGCGCUGGGACUCAACACAUCUGAAGGGUAUCUGGUUGGAUGCUGAGGUAGCCGGCGCGGUGGAUCUUGCAGACCACGCCGGGGGGGCUGUAAUCCCGAGAAAAAGACGUGCUGAGGCGCCCGAGAAUAGUGACAAUGAACAAGACACCGAGAGUGCACCUAGUGAUGAUGAAGAUGAUGACCACGAGUCUUCAUCGCCGCCGGUCCCAAAAUCUACUGUUUCUCCCCUCCCACCACCAGAACUGCUAUCCUUUCCCACCGCUCGUUCACCCGAAACUGAAGCUGUGACUGAAGCAAUCCCCUCCCUCACGCAAGAAAAGCACACCUCUCUCGCAUUCCUUCGCUCCCUUUUUGGGGACGGGGACGAAGGAUGGGGUGGACAGGAGAGCUUGUCUGAUAUUGAAGAUGCGCGUCUUGGGAGUAAAGGUAAGGCGAGAGAGCCUCAGACUGGAACACGGAUUAAUGUGGACGAGGGCGAUAUCGAGAUCGAGGAAGUUCCACAUGCGAAAUACAAGGAUAUAAAUAUGGGAUCAGAUACAACAGUAUCUCCGCUCAACUCGCAAUCUCGCCCUACAUCUACGUCAAAGCCGUCCGCUCAGGAUCAGAAGCAAACAAACCUGAAAGAUCUGUUCGCACCGAGGGAGGAGGAAGCCGGAUUCUCAUUACUCGGUCAUCUUGACCUGGGCUUUGAAGAGGAAGACAUGCUCGGGAUUUCAGACCUUCCCCACCCCAGCCAACCACAUCACGCGCUACCUCCUCACGUAACCUCCGCUCCUCAUGAGCAGCCACAAGCGCACCCAACACUGGACUCGAGUUUCCCCUUCUUUUUCCCUCUCCCACCAACCCUCCGUUCGCGUUCCUCCAACACAAGAAAUACACCUCGAGAUAUAUUUUCCCUCUUCCCUCACGGGGGCAAAGAGAAAGACAAGAACGAGGAGCCCUUCUCCCGCACCCAAACUACCUCCGAAAUUCACUCCCAGUGGGAGGCUCAAAAAGGUGCGCUGACGAGGGAGUGGAAGGCUCGGUGGAGAGAGGCUUCGAAGGGGAAGAGAGGAAGGGACGAGUGAAUGUGUUGAACUCAGGGAAUUUGGAGUUAGAAGGUUCUUACUUCAAGAGCAUCCCUCUGGAGUCUGUAUUGCGGGCACCAUGAAAUUGUGUGCCGUGCCUUUCUUCAUCGCACAUGCCGAAAAUUUUGAUUGUUUAACUAGCCAUGAGAAUUGUUGUACUCCGCUUACGAAGACAGUGUAUCCUCAAUAUCACUUCGGUACUACUUGCAACCCAUUUACCCUAAUUCACCCU
Suillus subalutaceus is the source of this 1904-nucleotide messenger RNA. RefSeq lists its product as uncharacterized. NCBI's taxonomy places the organism in Eukaryota, Fungi, Basidiomycota, Agaricomycetes, Boletales, Suillaceae. The transcript is spliced from 4 exons. Bases 20 to 1672 code for a protein of 550 amino acids. The record is from RefSeq and is a predicted model, not a curated record. Gene Ontology annotation, molecular function: RNA binding.